Meloidogyne enterolobii is the source of this 571-nucleotide messenger RNA. The record is from the annotation of a GenBank genome assembly. NCBI's taxonomy places the organism in Eukaryota, Metazoa, Nematoda, Chromadorea, Rhabditida, Meloidogynidae.
AUGAAUUUUGGAUUAGCAGAAUAUAUUCCAAAAGAUUGCCCACUUUGUGGGGUUCCUGUACAGCUAGCUGACAGAUUAACUGUUGAUAGAGAGACAAUCCACAAAGCCUGUUUUAAAUGUUGUUUCUGUGCCUGUAAUCUCGAACAGGGAGCUGCGGCAAUGGAACGAUCCUUCUACGAACGUUAUGGGCCUCGUUGGUAUUGCAGAGGAACCGCAGGGAAAUGCUCACUCCUUCCAAAUUCUAAAAAGGAAGAAAAACUGAAAGAGAACGGGUUGGCUGAACGAAAAAUUAAAAAAUAAAAAAAAUUUUUUUAUAAAAAUUUUAGUUUAUUUUUAAAUUAAAUAUUAAAAAUUCCUUAAUAAAAUUUAAAUUAAUUUAUUCUCCUCUUUAUUUGCCCUCGAAUUCUUUUUAAUUUUUGUUUAUUAAAUUCCGUCGAAUUUAGAGGCCCCAAUUGUUUCCAAGUACUGUUGAAGGUUUUUAAUUUGUUUCUUUUUAUUAAUCUUCCAAUUUUUGUUCCAUUCGUUGAGCUAAAUAUUUUUGCAGGCAAAAUUGUUGCAUAGAAAGGUGUGC